Molecule: messenger RNA, 1180 nt
Organism: Dothidotthia symphoricarpi CBS 119687
Lineage: Eukaryota; Fungi; Ascomycota; Dothideomycetes; Pleosporales; Dothidotthiaceae
Exons: 2
Coding region: 391-861 (156 amino acids)
Cellular component (GO): cell wall
Molecular function (GO): structural constituent of cell wall
Source: RefSeq, a predicted model, not a curated record
CCAGAUUGCCGUUCCGUCGUCGUCAGUCGCAACGGUGGUGCGUUUUUUUCCUUGGCCAGAUGCUUGUCGAUUCCUUGUUCUGCCCAUUCCCGAAACGGGGGUGACGCAUCCCUGCUCUUUUCCUCGACAACUGGCAGAACCGCCGGUGCGCAACAACGCGCUGGCUGGCUGGCUGGUGCUGCGCUGUGCCAGGUCGUGCAGGCAAUAAAUAACUGGCCUUGUCCUGCCCACCCCGUGUUUCUUGCUUUCUCUCAUCUCCAAAAUAUACCCAUCUGCUGUUUUCUUACAUCGAGUCUCUCGCUUGUUAUCACUGCUAUCUCGAUUUUUUUGACCUUAUCAUCAACAACUAAACCAAACCAAACCAACCAACCACCCACCACUACCGCCAAUAUGCGUUUCGCCGUCUCCGUCGCUGCCUUCGCCGCCGCUGUCUCCGCCCAGUCCGUCCUGCCCAUCACCCAGAUCAGCGAUGGCCAGAUCCAAGCGCCCGUCACCACCAUGAUCCCCAUCGUGUCGAGCGGAUUCGCAUCCGUGCCCGCGGCCGUGUCCUCAGCGGAGUCCAUCGUGUCCAGCUACAUGACCGCCGUCCCCACACCCGCUCUGCCCACCUCGCUGGUCUCCUCCGUCAUGUCGGGCGCCAGCUCCGCCGCCAGCUCCGCCGCCGCGGGUGUCAGCUCCGCUCUUGCCAGUGGCUCUGCCGCCGCGUCGUCCGUCGCUGCGUCCGCCAGCGGUGCUACCAGCGCUGCCGCAUCGGGAGCCAGCAGCAGCACCGCCAGCGUGCCCGAGGCCACCGGCGCCGCGACCGCCAACAUGGUGUCGUUCGGCACCUUUGCUGUUGCCAUCGCCGCUAUCUUCGCUUAAGUGCGUCGCAUUGCGUUGUCUGCAAUCUUGGCGUUUUUCUUUCUCACGGCCCCCUGCGACUUGCGAUGAGUCGGGAGGGGGCCGCCUUGUAACGACAGCUGAAGUGGUAAUGUCUGCAUGUAUUAUGGGGGGUUUUGUACAUGCUGGGUUUGGAAUGAUUGGAUGGAUGGAUUGAUGGAAUGGAUUGGAAUGGAUGAUUGGGCGGACGAUGCUCCGCUCCGCUGUUGGGCUAAUGAUGUGGGGGGUCCGUGAAAGUGCAUUUUUAUCGUGUAUACCUACCUAGAUGGCCGCUUUUCCAAUGAAUAUAUAAGCCUGCGAG